Lampris incognitus (smalleye Pacific opah) is the source of this 570-nucleotide messenger RNA. It is a transcript of the gene guca1ab.2, whose product is annotated as guanylyl cyclase-activating protein 1. Gene Ontology annotation, molecular function: calcium ion binding; calcium sensitive guanylate cyclase activator activity. Gene Ontology annotation, biological process: positive regulation of guanylate cyclase activity; visual perception. Lineage: Eukaryota; Metazoa; Chordata; Actinopteri; Lampriformes; Lampridae. Gene Ontology annotation, cellular component: cone photoreceptor outer segment; photoreceptor inner segment. The transcript is spliced from 4 exons. The record is from RefSeq and is a predicted model, not a curated record. Bases 1 to 570 code for a protein of 189 amino acids.
AUGGGGAACAACAGCGGGGUAUCUCUGGAGGAGAUGAACGCCUGCGAGAGCCAUCAGUGGUAUAGGAAGUUCAUGACUGAAUGCCCGUCCGGACUUCUCACCUUCUACGAAUUCAAGAGGUUCUUUGGCCUGAAGAACCUGUCGGAGACCUCGAACGCCUAUGUCAUGGCCAUGUUCAAAACGUUUGAUAUGAAUAAUGACGGCUACAUUGAUUUCAUGGAAUACGUAGCAGCUCUGAGCCUGGUGCUGAAGGGGGGGGUCCAACAGAAACUUCGCUGGUACUUCAAACUGUAUGACGUGGAUAGGAGCGGAUGCAUCGACCGUGAAGAGCUGCUUCUUAUAAUCAAGUCCAUCCGUGCCAUUACCGGAGCUGAUCAUGACAUGUCAGCUGAGGACUUCACCAACAUGGUGUUCGACAAGAUCGACGUCAAUGGAGAUGGCGAGCUGUCCUAUGAAGAGUUCGUGGAGGGAAUUCAGAACGACGAAAUGCUACUGGCGACACUGACAGAGAGCUUGGACCUCACACACAUUGUCCAGCGGAUCCAAGGAGAGAUCCAGGACAACAUGUAG